GUGGAGGUCGGCGUUUGAAUGGACUUGUUCAUUUGACUCGGAAGAGGGCGCUCAUACAAUCGUCCCAAAAAAGUGUUCAGAUUUUGAGAAGAACGCAUUAGAAAUCGUUGGAGUGAGAUCGCCAUGGUAAUUGUUGGUACUCUCAAUUCGGAUCAGCUUCGGUUCUUUGAAUCUCAGGGUUAUCUUGUGAUUGAAUCAUUCGCGAGUUCUGAUGAAAUUGAUGCCAUGAGGAAGAGAAUGGAACAGUUGCUUGAUGGGUUUGACUGCUCCACUUCCUCUGUUUUCUCUACUGUAAAUCAGCGGCAGGUGACUGACGAUUACUUCUUCGAAAGCGCCGAGAAUGUUUCCUUCUUUUUUGAGGAAAAAGCGUUUCGAGAGGAUGGAAACUUAAAACAAGCGAAGGAACUCUCAAUUAAUAAAGUUGGUCAUGCAUUACAUGAGAUUGACCCAGUUUUCAAAAGCUUCUCCUACUCUGAGAAUGUUUCAGGUUUAUUGUUGUCCUUGGGGUACAAGAGGCCAAUAGCCAUUCAGUCUAUGUACAUAUUUAAGCAACCAGGUAUUGGAGGUGAAGUAGUGCCUCACCAGGAUAACUCAUUUCUUUACACAGAACCAACCACCUGCACAGGGCUAUGGUUGGCACUUGAAGAUGCAAAAACAACAAAUGGCUGUCUUUGGGCUAUUCCUGGAUCACAUAAAAAUGGACUUGUUAGAAGGUUUCUUAGGGGUGAAAAUGGGGUGUACUUUGAUCAGCCUUCCCCUGCUUACGAACAGAAAGAUUUCGUGCCUAUUGAAGUGAAAGCUGGAUCUCUAGUUGUCAUUCAUGGAGACCUUAUUCAUCAAAGCUUUGAAAACCAGUCUCCAAAAUCAAGACAUGCCUAUAGCUUGCACGUGGUUGAUACAGAUGGUUGUGUUUGGGCUCAAGAUAACUGGAUUAGAAGAAAGGUUCAGCCAGAGCCUUUGUAUGAACCUUGAUAAAAUCCGAUGGUUUUGGCCUCUAAGGGCUGUUCGGUUGGUGAGGACUUGGGAUUUCUUGGUCAUACUGGUUGAGGUCUCAAGUUUGAACCUUCCAGUGAGAUUAAUAUUAAAAACCCUCGAUGUCUCUCGGAUUCAGGCCCUUGGGCAAGCGUGGGUUCCCUUGGGUAUAAGAGAGCAAAACUGCGACUCCAAGUUAUGAGGAAAAAAAAAUCCGAUGGUUUUGUUUGUUCACACAUCUUCAUCACAAAAACAGGUACUCCAUAGUUCAUAUCCAAAGACAAACAUGGUUUUCUUGAUGUAAAAAAUUGUGCUGAAGUUUCGUAAAAUCUGUGAUCUCGUGGAUUUAAGAAUUUCCUCAUUAAUGCUAAGGAUUAGGCUGUGUAUUAUAUCUUUUUCCCGUCUUUAAUGUGUUUGAUUUAGUUGUUUAAUUCAUGUAGUUUAUUUA
Messenger RNA from Momordica charantia (bitter melon), 1420 nucleotides. RefSeq names its product phytanoyl-CoA dioxygenase. Lineage: Eukaryota; Viridiplantae; Streptophyta; Magnoliopsida; Cucurbitales; Cucurbitaceae. The record is from RefSeq and is a predicted model, not a curated record. Gene Ontology annotation, molecular function: phytanoyl-CoA dioxygenase activity.